AUGGCGCGUCAUUGGAGAGGGACGACGAUGAUGGCGGCGGUCGGUGCACCAGAAGUGAUCACACAGCUGGAAAGCGCUGCCAAAGUUUUAAUGGCACCGCCGUCCAUGGUCAGCACAGAACAGAGGCAGCAUGCUGAACACAUAUUCCUCUCCUUCAGGAAAUCCAAAUCCCCUUUUGCCAUCUGCAAGCACAUCUUAGAGACCAGUAAGGUGGAUUAUGUGCUGUUCCAGGCAGCCACAGCCAUCAUGGAGGCGGUGGUGCGGGAGUGGAUCCUGCUGGAGAAGACCAGCAUCGAGUCGCUGCGGGCGUUCCUCCUCACCUACGUCUUACAGAGACCCAAUCUCCAGAAGUAUGUCCGUGAGCAGAUCCUGUUGGCCGUGGCAGUCAUCGUGAAGAGAGGCUCUCUAGACAAAAGUAUCAACUGUAAAAGCAUCUUUCACGAGGUCGAACAGCUCAUCAGCAGCGGCAACACCACAGUGCAAACACUGGCCUGCUCCAUCCUGACCGCUCUGCUCAGCGAGUUCUCCAGCUCCAGUAAGACCAGCAGCAUCGGCCUCAGCAUGGAGUUUCACGGCAGCUGCAAGCGUCUGUUCCAGGAAGAGGGCCUGCGUCAGAUCUUCAUGUUAACCAUGCAGGUGCUGCAGGAGUUCAGCCGCAGAGAAAACCUCAACGCCCAAAUGUCGUCUGUCUUCCAGCGCUACCUGGCUCUGGCCAACCAGGUCCUCUGCUGGAACUUCCUGCCACCCAAUCUGGGGCGCCACUACAUCGCCAUGUUCGAGGCCACGCAGAACGUCAUGCUCAAGCCUACGGAGACCUGGAGGGAAGCACUGCUGGACACCCGCGUCAUGGACCUCUUCUUCACUGUACACAGGAAGAUUCGGGAGGACUCGGACAUGGCCCAGGACUCCUUGCAGUGCCUGGCCCAGCUGGCCUCCAUGCACGGGCCCAUCUUCCCCGACGAGAGCGCCCAGGUCUCCUACCUGGCUCACCUGGUGGAGGGCCUGCUCAGCAUGAUCAACGGGAUUGAGAUCGAGGACUCGGAGGCUGUGGGCAUCUCCAACAUCAUCUCCAACAUGAUCACCAUGUUCCCUCGAAGUACUUUAACAGCGCUGCCCAGCGACCUCUUCACCUCCUUCAUCAACUGCCUCACGCUGCUCACCUGCUCGUUUGGACGCAGCGCCGCCCUCGAGGAGGUGCUGGAUAAGGACGACAUGGUUUACAUGGAGGCGUACGACAAGCUGCUGGAGUCGUGGUUGACGCUCGUCCAGGACGAGGAGCAUUUUCCUCGCGGCUGCUUCGUCCAGCCAGCGAUCCAGGUUUUUAACUCGUACAUCCAGUGUCACUUGGCUGCUCCUGACGGCACCCGGAACCUGUCAGUGAAUGGCAUAUCAUCUCAUGAAGAAGAAGAGAUCAACGAGCUGCAGGAAGACGACAGAGAGCUGUUCUCCGACCAGCUGUCCAGCAUCGGUGUGCUGGGACGUGUAGCAGCUGACCACUGUAUCCCUCUGCUCACAAGCCUCCUCGAGGACCGGGUGACACGGCUGCACGGUCAGCUCCAGAGGACCCAACAGCACCUCAUGGCCACGUCUGACCCCGGGUCAAUGGACCGCAAAGUGCUGGACGACCUCUACGAGGACAUCCACUGGCUCAUACUGGUGUCAGGGUAUUUAUUAGCAGACGACCCUCAGGGUGAAACCCCGUUGAUCCCCUCAGAGGUGAUGGAGUUCUCCAUCAAACACUCGACAGAAGUAGACAUCAACACAACACUGCAGAUCCUAGGGUCACCGGGGGAGAAGGCUUCAUCCAUACCAGGCUGCAACCGCACAGACUCCGUCAUCAGGUUGCUGUCGGCGGUGUUGCGGACGUCAGAGGUUGAGUCCAGGGCGACGAGAGCGAGUCUGACAGAGCUGCUGAGCCCUCAGAUGGGAAAAGACAUUGUGUGGUUCCUCAGACGCUGGGCCAAGACGUACCUGCUGGUGGAUGAGAAGCUGUACGAGCAGAUCAGCAUCCCCCUGAGUACAGCGUUCGGUGCAGACACCGAGGGGGCCCAGUGGAUUGUGGGGUAUCUUCUGGAGAAGGUGAUCAACAAUCUGUCAGUUUGGAGCUCAGAGGCUGAGCUGGCCAACGACACCGUGGAGCUGCUGGUGACACUGGUGGAGAGGAGAGAGAGGGCGAACAUCGUGGUGCAGUGUGAGAGCUGGUGGAACCUGGCGAAGCAGUUUGCCACCCGCAGCCCUCCCCUCCACCUGCUGUCCAGCUCCGUGCAGAGGACGCUGAUGAAAGCUCUGGUUCUGGGAGGCUUCGCUCACAUGGACUCUGACGCCAAGCAGCAGUACUGGGCUGAGGUGCUCCACCCUCUCCAGCAGCGUUUCCUCAACCUCAUCAACCAGGAGAACUUCGCUCAGAUCAGCCAGGAGGAGGCCGUCAAACAGGAAAUCGUCGCCACGUUGGAGGCGCUGUGUGGCAUCGCAGAGGCGACGCAGAUCGACAACGUUGCCUCGCUCUUCUCGUUCCUCAUGGACUUCCUGUCCAGCUGCAUCGGCCUCAUGGAGGUCUACAGCAACACGCCGGAGACGAUUAACCUCAUCAUCGAGGUGUUUGUGGAAGUGGCUCACAAGCAGAUCUGUUACCUGGGAGAGACGAAGUCCAUGAAGCUGUACGAGGCGUGUCUGACGCUGCUGCAAGUCUAUUCCAAAAACAACCAGAGCAGGAAGCGAAGCGACGCCACAGCGGAGGAGGACCAGUACCAGGACCUGCUGCUCAUCAUGGAGCUGCUCACAAACCUGCUCUCCAAAGAGUUCAUCGACUUCAGCGACACCGACGAGGUGUUUCGAAACCAAGACCAGGGAACGCCGGCGUCCAAUCGGACAGUAUCAGCAGCAGAUGUGGUUCUUUAUGGUGUCAAUAUUGUUCUCCCUCUCAUGUCUCAGGACUUACUCAAGUUCCCCUCCCUGUGUAACCAGUACUACAAGCUCAUCACCUUCAUCUGUGAGAUCUUUCCAGAGAAGAUCCCACAGCUGCCGGAAGACCUCUUCAAAAGCCUCAUGUUCUCCCUGGAGCUGGGAAUGACCUCGAUGAGUUCAGAGAUCAGCCAGCUGUGUUUAGAGGCUUUGUCUCCUCUGGCUGAGCAGUGCGCGAAAAACCAGGAGAAGGACACGCCUCUCUUUAUCGCUACUCGUCACUUCCUCAAGUUGGUGUUUGACAUGCUGGUCCUGCAAAAACACAACACAGAGAUGACGGUGGCGGCAGGAGAAGCCCUCUACACACUCGUGUGCCUGCAUCAGGCGGAGUACUCGGAGCUGGUUGAGACUCUCCUCUCCUCACAGAGAGACGCCGUCAUCUACCAGCGGCUGGCCGACGCCUUCAACAAGCUGACGGCCAGCAGCACGCCGCCCACCAUGGACCGCAAGCAGAAGGUCGCUUUUCUCAAGAGCCUGGAGGAGUUUGUGGCCAACGUGGGCGGCCUGCUCUGCGUGAAAUAACCACUGGAAACUCUGACUCCGCCUCAGAUCAUCUUUUCUCUUUGUUUUGUUUUGGGUUUUUUUAAGCAACCAAUCAAAAGACGCCCCCGCUUCGUCCCUAAGAACUCUGGGUAGAAGAGGCAGCUGGAGGAACUCUCUGUCUCUCUGCCUGCCGAGGGAUCCAUCUCAUGCCUGAAUGUUUACCCCGUGUUCACCUCCUCGGAUUUCUUUUUUUGGUUUCUCUCCCCGCCCCUCCAGCAUGAUCGACAGACCCGAUGAAGAUGAUAAUGAUGAUGAUGAUGUGGUUACCAUGGAGACUGAAAAGACGGACUCAGUCUGAGGAUCCUUGUGACUGAUGUCACUGAGUAUUGACCAUCAUGACGAUGAGAGGAGGCGGAGCAGCGGUGGCUGAUGUUGCGGCGUCUCUGCCUCCUCCUCCACCUCAUGUACCUGGAGGCUGCACACACACACACACACACACACACACACACACACAGAGUGAUACUGAGGGUAAAACAAGUUGUUGAUUUUGAAAAUUGAAGGAUUUUUUUUUUCCAGUGUGAGAUUUUGUAGUUGAAAGUAUUAGAGGGGCCAUUUUGUUUCAAGAAUGCCAUGACGACCACACACACACACACACACACACACUUCUUUUUAACAGUGACACACACACACCCCGCCCCGAUCCUUCCCAGAGUGCCUUUGUUUUAUUGAUUGUUCUGUGUGUGUGUGCAAUUUUAUUUUGUCUCCAUCAACUGACAACAAACUGUGCCUGCCAUUCGCCCAGAACACAGCGGAUGCACACACACACACACACACACACACACACACACACACACACACACUCUCUCUCAAAAAAUCCACAUGCACACACACGCACGAGAUGUUGCCAUGACAACAGAGGUAUGGCUGGCCUUGGCUGUCUUUGGGGCUGCUGAACCGCGCAGCACAGGAGGGCAUUUGUUUAUUUGUUGGCGACAACAGAAAACCAAAAUCAGAUUCACUAAAGGGUGUAAAUAUAUAUAUAUAAAGUUUUCAAAUCAGAAACCACGAGAGAAAUGUUUGUUCAAAGACAAAAACAACAACAUGACUGAAAUGUUUUUAUAUGCCGGUGAACGGCAGGAAGAGUUGUAUGAGUUGAACAUUUUAUGAAUUCAGAUGACGAGGGAGCGACUCUCUCAGUUUUGACCUUUUUGCGGUUUGGUAUUUUUUCUCUAUUCAGAUGGUAGUACUGCGGGACACGCGAAGGCUCGGGGCCUCUAAAGUUUAGCAGAUUUAAUUUCCAGUAGUAUUUUUCUACAGCAGCGCAUCACUCUUCAACACACACUGGAUUGAAGCAGAGACUGUUUGAGCUGAAGGACAGCAAUAACAAACCAAAUAAAAAGGAGCAGAGCCACUUGUCGAAGCAUUAUGUUGGAGACCUCCUCGUUCAGAGCACUAUCCUGGUUAUUGUAGAAUGGCUGUUUUGUUAAUGAAGUGUAAAAGUGUACAUAAAGUUAUUGUAUAAAA
Molecule: messenger RNA, 4968 nt
Organism: Epinephelus lanceolatus (giant grouper)
Lineage: Eukaryota; Metazoa; Chordata; Actinopteri; Perciformes; Serranidae
Source: RefSeq, a predicted model, not a curated record